GGUAGAUUUCCAGCAUCGAUGUCGCGUUGCCCUUGACUCCCUCCAUUUUAAUUGCUGUUUUUAAAAAGUUAUUUUAGUGUAAUCAGUAAAAUUACUGUAUAAAACAAUAAACUGAUUGUGACGAGUGUGUUAAACAGUGAAAAUUGUGUAAAACUCAUUUGCAGUGUGUAUUAUAUGUGAAGCGUCACCUGACGGAGCCCAUUGUCGUUUCCCGCCAUUGUAGCUCGCUAAUCCAACCCAAAGUGAUUGAAUCAUGUUGUUCUGUGCGUGAAUUGCUUGUAAAAUAGCAUAAUAUUUCACCUGAGUAAUGUCUUUACACGGAAAUGAUGUCUGUUUGCUAGAAGUGGAAGACUACAACUUGUACGAAGAAGAAGCAUCUGAUCACGCAUUUGCUAGAGAAAAACAAUUGAACUCUGGUGGCAAAACAAUGGAGGCAGAGAAGAGAAUUCGACGUGAGAUUGCUAACAGUAAUGAGCGUAGACGAAUGCAAAGUAUCAAUGCUGGGUUUCAAGCUUUGCGAACAUUAUUACCCCGGCAUGAAGGUGAAAAACUUAGCAAGGCUGCUAUACUGCAACAGACUGCAGAGUACAUAUAUUCUCUUGAACAAGAGAAAACAAGACUUCUUUCACAAAACUGCCAGUUAAAGAGGUUGCUGAAUCAACAUGAAGGAGGUGAAAUACCUUUGAAGAAGAGAAAAAAUGAUAUUUUGUCUCACGUCACUUCUAUCAUCCCUGAUUCUACUGAUGAUACAAUGGCAAAUUCACGAUCACCUGAACCCGUAGCUGUCAUCACAGUGUCAAGUGUAGCCCCAAAAAAGGAUGCCGAAGGUGGAGACUUGAGACUUCAAUUGGAUAGAGAGAGACGACAUCGCCGUUUAUUAGAAGAAAGACUGCACGCCUUGGAAGCCCAACUGUACCCUGAGACUGUCUGUGAACUAACACAUCCCGUAAUACAUUACGAGCAAACCAACGUCGCAGUCUCGGAAUGUAAGACAGAGAAAGAGGAAACCGAGCCGGUCGCAGCGGCUCCGCCAGAAAAGGCCGCCGCUCCUCUGCUGGAGGCGGCGAUCAAGGCGGAGCCCCGCGUGGAGGUGGAGGUGCUGCCGGAGGCGGCGCGACUGUACCUGCCUAAUACGAGCCGCCAGAACUUAGAGACCAUCGUGGAGGCCAUCCGGCACCUGGAGGGCGACCACCUGUUCCGCGAGGAGCCGGGUGAGGCGCCGCUGGCACUCACCAAGAAGCCGGAGCGCGCGUCGCGGCCCGGCGUCAUCGUGGUCAAGCACUCGUGAUUGUGUUCCCUGGACUCUGCCCAAUUCUGUGCUUCUGCAGAAUGAGGACUCCCGGCCCUCCUCGAAUAUAGUUUUAAAGUUUUAGUUGUUUAGAUGUGUUUUCCAAAGUGACGAGUCGAAAUAAGUCUGCCCUGCAUUGUCUUACACAUAACGGUUGGAGCGAUUGUAUCAUUAUUACCUACCUAUUAUGUAGCUGAUUAUAAAUAUCAGCCCUGUGCAUAGAUUAUUCUCGAUUUGAAAUUGUAUUUGACUUUCGAAUCAUUGUUAUGAAGGUGAAAUGGGAUAAGUAUUUCUUAUUGAUCUUUAUCAAAUAUUCUGGACUUAAGAAUUGUAGCACUAUAUUUAUUUGAUAAUGGACUUAAAUGUCAAAGCGCAAUGGAAUAUGAUGGUGUCUCAUUAGACGUGAAGUACCUAGUCUCAAUAACAUCUUAUUACUUUUAAGAGAAAAGCUCCUAAGAUAUUUCAGUUUAUUUUCUAUUGUAAGAAUCAUUAGUAGGAUAUUUUCAUAUUAUAUGCCCUCUUAAAUAAUUUUUGCAAUGAGCAAAAAGGCUUUGUAUUCCUUUUUUCUGAAAAAAAAAAGGAUUUUAGCAUCUCAGUAAAUUUUCUCUUGUUUAGAUAUAAACAGUGAUGUGCCUAUGCUUGGUUAUUUCAUAAUAAUUAUUCAUGUCAACUUUCCUUAUAAUGGGAUUGUUGUCAGUGGCACAUCUCUGAAACCAAUUAGUAUAGGUUCUCCUUUGUUAAAUCUUGCUGUAUUUCACUUUAAUAUUUAUUGUUACCAUCUAAGAGAGAUUGUAGAUUGACUGAUUUAAGUAAGGUUUUGGUGAAGUGGGAAUGAUCUGUUGGGCCGCGUGCCAAUAUUCUUCACGACGUCGAUUGAAAACUUAGUAAACUUUAUUUAAGAUGGUAUCUAUCUGUAUAUGAUCGAAGCAAUGUGAUAUUUUGGCUGGGUUACAUAAAACUGAAAGAUGAAAAUAUCUCGUGUGAGCAAUAAAUCUGACAAGGGUUGUUGUUACUUGUGAAGAUCUAGCAGCAAUAUUUAUUAAAACAAAAAUACUAGGCAAAUUUAAAAAAAUCUAGAUAAAUAUCUUUGUGUAAAAUAAGGUAAUUUUAGGCAUGCGGCUAUGAGACGUCAUUAAUUAAGUCCUUUGUGUAAACUAUGCAUUCCCUUUAUAGGGAACGACUAAUUUAUUUAUCCAGUGUAAUUUAGUAUAAUAUGUAUGUUUUUGUUAAUUCUGAAAUUUCCAGUGCUUAUUGUUUUAUACUUGACAUUAAUUAUAAAUUUUAUAGCAAUUGGCAUUACCUUUGGUAAUAGACAGAAUAUUUGAGCAUUCCAUAUUUCGGAUUUUCUCUUGCGGUUCAGAGUUAAUCCACAUGAGAUGUAGUUAAUUAAAGCUGAAUUUGUAUAUUGUACUCAACUAAUUAGUGUAUUCAUGUAAUGCUUGUUGUGAGCAUAUUUCAUUGAAAAAUCUAUUAGGUCAUUACUCAAAUAAGAACUGGUAAAUAGGUACCCAUCGUGAAUAUUAAUAUUUGUAUGUAUUGUAAGUGCUGUCGUGUAACAAAAAAUUUCAAAUUGACUAGCAACCUCGCCCGCACCACGUCCGCCGCAGGAGACUGAUGAUGAGAUCAUCCAGCUCCGAACAGCUCUGGUUGGCAGCGGCUAGGUUGUGUGUAGUGUAUUUCAGUAAAUUAGGUAAAAUAAUUAACAGUGAUUCGUUUAUUGUUCGCUUUAAUGUGCUGACUUUUGUUAGAUAUUAACAUGCAGUGCUUUUUGUUAAUAGUUUUCCAUGUAAGUCUUGAUUGUAACUUAUUUUUAAGUUGGACUCAGCAACAGAGUGGUUUCGCGCUGGUUGCAUUGUUACAAUAGAAACAGAAGACAGUCCUAUAAUAUAGGAUUAUGAUUUUAAGACUGAUCAUUUUAUUCAUUAUUAAGUUAUGCUAGGUCCAACCAUCAUGUAGUUAGUAAAAUGUGUAUGUGAAAUGUGUGUUCUAUUUGACUGUAUGUGUGCAUGUAUUUCUUAAUAUUUGUAUUGAUUUAUGAAGUUCAGCAUUAUUAGAGAUUUAUCAUUAAAAUAUAUUAACCAAAGGUGUUGCUUAUUCUAGUUAAAGAACUGUAGCAACAUAGGUCUUAUAUAUAUGAAAAUCUCUAAUUUUAUUAGACUUCGGAAAAUAAUGACAUAAGUUAGCUUUUGAUGCACUUUAUUGUAACAUGACUUAUUUUAGGACUCUGAACUGCAACACAUAAGGGACCGUAUUUUUGUAACUUUGAUGCAUGUUUUUUUUGACCGAGGAAAUAUUCCAUAAUGGAAAAAUAUAAACUUCACUUAAUAAAUUAAAUAAAUUGUGAAAAUAUUUUUUGAAUGCUGGAUUUUUUUUAUAUUUUCUUAUGUAAAUCCAUGGAUAAAGGGGUUUCUGGGCAUAAAAAGUUAAGGAAUACGUGUCCACAAAUUGUGAUAAAAUAGUUUAGUAAAAUAAGUUUGUUUUUCUGAAUCAUUGAGGAUGAAGCGAAAAUGACAGAUUUUAUUAGCUCUUGUUUUUGUUUCAUCCAACUUUGUCAUUAAUUAAAAAUAAAAUAUUCUCAAGUAGCAGUUCUUAAUAUAAAAUUUAUUUGGUGAUGAUUAUCCUUGUAAAGAGAAUUAUUCAAGAACCUAAACUCUGUUUUUUGUUUUUCAAGAUGGAAGAAGUUUUUUUUUUACGAAAUUUUUCUGCACUCUGUUUCUGAGUCAUAGUUUUAAGAAGUUGUCUGCCUACCGCCUUUUACAUUAUGUCAGUAUAGGAUAAUUCAAUUGUACCAUAACGGACUUGGUUAUAUUUUUAGUGUAGUCAAAUAGUAAUAAGAGAUUUUAAGUCAAAGAAAGCAAGUUAAAUUGUUUAAAAUGUGUUAUUAUUUAUGUCUUAAAGUAUUAAAAUGGUUAUUUCUUAUUAAUUAGUUUGUAAACGAUGAUCAUCUGCAUGAACGAACUGUUCAAUUUGUAAUCUAGCGAAAACCAAUUAAACCACAUUUAUGUUAAUUUACAUUCAAACUCUAAUGUACUAUAAGAUUUAUAGUUUUCUAUUUAUCAUAAACCACGGACAUACAACCCUUAAAACUAUUAUUUGAUACUUACGCCAUUUUCAAAGGUAAUUUUAAUAACUUUACACGAUUUAUCUGGCAUCUAGUAUAAAUUAAGUAUAUUGAUUCAUAAAUAAUGUUUUAUUGGUUUUACGCCCAACUAAGGUAACAUUUCUAUUUUCUACACUCUAUCAAUAUAAAUCAUUUUAUUUUAUUGAUUUACUAACUACAGAUAGAACUUAAAUAUCAUGGAAAUAAGUUAUAUUUCUUGUUUAUAAAUAGUAAACGACAUUUGUAUUGCAUUUAUAGUAUUUUGUUCAAGGCUUGUUCUACCGAGUCUUCUGAUUCGGAUAAGAGUCUUAAUGCUAUUUAGAUAGUGAUAGGGUGGAUAUCAAAUUAAAAAGUAAUUUAAUUUUUAUAAUUAUAUUAUUAUUCGCCAAAAUUCUUGACCACAAUGACAGAAGUUCUCCAAUUUAUUUUAUGCCUUUCAUUUGUAGGAAACCGCGACAAUUCUAAACGCAACAUAGUAAUUUAUUUGUACGUCAAAAAAAAUGAAUUGAUUUCUAAAUCCUGAUUCUGUUUAUGAAAAAUUAAUUUUAUUUACCCUAUCUCUGCUUAUGUUCCUAGUUUAAUAGAUACUAAGUAUUAUGUGUUACAAUUAAUUAAGAUAAAGUGUAGAAAAUAAUCCAUAAACAUUUCUUUUUUUUAUAUGAAAUUGAUAAGAAUAUUUCUCCUGAUUUUAAUUGUACCACAUUUGACCUAUAUUUACGAAUAUUUAUAAAAGAUUCAUAAUUUA
Plodia interpunctella (Indianmeal moth) is the source of this 5133-nucleotide messenger RNA. RefSeq names its product cropped (gene crp). Lineage: Eukaryota; Metazoa; Arthropoda; Insecta; Lepidoptera; Pyralidae. Gene Ontology annotation, molecular function: DNA-binding transcription factor activity, RNA polymerase II-specific; RNA polymerase II cis-regulatory region sequence-specific DNA binding; protein dimerization activity. The coding region runs from base 308 to 1288 and encodes 326 amino acids. Gene Ontology annotation, cellular component: nucleus. Gene Ontology annotation, biological process: regulation of transcription by RNA polymerase II. The transcript has 3 exons. The record is from RefSeq and is a predicted model, not a curated record.